Molecule: messenger RNA, 142 nt
Organism: Dentiscutata heterogama
Lineage: Eukaryota; Fungi; Glomeromycota; Glomeromycetes; Diversisporales; Gigasporaceae
Source: the annotation of a GenBank genome assembly
AUUCACAAAAACAACUAUCAUUUUGAAAAUAAAACUGGUACUAGUAUGGAUAUCUACAGUUCUGACAAUAAUGAUUUGAUAUCUGAUAAUCAAAAAAUAGAUAAUGAAUCUAGCAUAGCAUUUGAUAUUCAAAGCACUUCUG